Molecule: messenger RNA, 838 nt
Organism: Macadamia integrifolia
Lineage: Eukaryota; Viridiplantae; Streptophyta; Magnoliopsida; Proteales; Proteaceae
Product: phytochrome B-like
Exons: 2
Coding region: 245-718 (157 amino acids)
Biological process (GO): regulation of DNA-templated transcription
Source: RefSeq, a predicted model, not a curated record
CAGAAAGAAGCUCGAGAAUUGAGACCCAUUGGAGAUCGUCAUCCACCUCAGCCACAGAAAGAAUGUAAAAGCUAUAUAGUCUACAGAGGAGAGAACCCUCAAAGAGAAAAACUCAAAAUGGCUUCAGGUAGCAGAGCAACUAAUGCUCACCAAACCCAACCCUUAGGGGGAAGCAGCGUCAAAUCCCAACGAGGAGACUCCAAGAGCAAAGCCAUUGCUCAGUUCACUGUAGACGCCCGCCUCCAUGCCAUCUUCGAACAGUCCGGCGAGUUCGAGGGGUGGUUAUAUACAAUCCUUUGGCUGUAUGAUCGCCGUCGACGAGUCUACCUUUCGGGUUAUUGCUUACAGCGAAAACGUCAUCGAAAUGCUCGAACUUAAUCCCCAGUCAGUCCCCAUUCUCGAGGAAACUCAGACCCUUACGGUUGGUACUGAUGUCCGGACGAUUUUUGCACCAUCCAGCUAUCAUCUUCUUGAGAAGGCUUUCGGUGCUCGGGAAAUCACGUUAUUAAACCCUCUAUGGAUCCAUUCCAAAAGUUCCGGUAAACGCCGCUGCUCUUCACGGAGAUCGAUCGCCGUUGCUCUUCACGGAGAUCGAUCGCCGCUGCUCUUCACGGAGAUCGAUCGCCGCUGCUCUUCAUGGAGAUCGAUCGCCGCUACUCUUCACGGAGAUUGGGAAUGGGUUAGGUCUCAAUUUGGGGAACAGGGUAUAAUACCGUAAAUGGGUAUUUUAGGUAGUUAACAUUUAGAAAGGGUAUUUUGGUAUUAAAAGAAAAAUAUAAUAGAUGACAUCAGCAUAUAAGGUAUAUUCCAUAACAGUGACUGACGGUAGGGGGUCUGA